GUCAAGUAAGACUUGUAUAAUCCAGUUGACCUCCUCCAUUCUUUCCUCUUCUCUCUCCCAUACUCUGGACACCUACACAAACAACAACCCAACGCAAACCAGCAACAUCCACUCCCACCAGCUAAACAAAACAUCACCUUGGUUUUAAGAUUCUUCAUAAUUUCACCAAAUUAUCCCACACUUUAAUCAUUUUCUUUAGUUUACAGUUCAUCCUCAACCUACCGGUGAAGUUUCCUCUUCUUGUCGGAUCAUUUGUUUAAUAAUCCUUUAAUUAAUAUAUUAAAUUAAUUCAUAGCUGAUUGCUUAAAUUCGUUAGUUGAGCUCUCGAAAUCGCACGUCUUUUUUCUAUGGUUUCGGUUAGUUGACUCCAUUUUUAAGCAAUAUUAUUCAUUUUGCUUUAUGGGUUGUUCUCCCUUUUGCUUCAUUUUUUGUAAUCAGCAGCCAAGUUGGGGAGUCGGAAUCGUUCCGAUUUUCCGAUUCUGAGGACCAAUUUCAUGGCGGAAUGCUUGAAUUUCGAAUUGGGUAUGUUGGGUUUUCGAAGAAAGUGGAAAUUAGGGUUUGUUGCCAAAGUUUUAUUGGGAUUAUUGGUGGUUUUUUCCCUUUUUGGACCGGCGACGAGUUUGAGACCCUUGAGAGAACGAGCCAGGUCUUGGGGAGAUGAGUGGCUCUUUGUCAAAAAAGAAGACAGCAAUAAGGCACCCUUUUCUAGCUGGAACAUUAGUGGAACCUACAAAGGUAGUUGGAAUUUUUUGGAGUCUGCAAAUUUCUCAUCUAGAUUUCCGGAUUUUAAGAGAUCGGAUGGAAACUCUGUAAUUGAGUUGAUGAGUACCCCAACAAAAAUAACUGGUGUACAUUAUGUUCAGGGAGUUAUUAUAUUUCAUGAUGCUUUUGAUGAUGAUCAUGAAGGAGGUGGUGCUCAAAUUCGGGUAGAAGGUGUAUAUAUCUGGCCAUUUAGGCAACUAAGAAUGGUGGCAAACAGUGGAAAAGAUGGUGAGUUUGGCCCAGAAGAAGACUACCUGUUAUCUAAUCCAUAUCAUUUGCUUGGAGUUUUCUCCUCACAAGUAUUUCAAGAUUCACCACGUGAUAAAAUUUGGAGAAGAAAAAAAUCUCAAGUUCAUGACAUAGAGAAACACUGCAACAUUGAAAUUGCAGCUCAAGUUUCACGUGUUGCUGCCUUGCACAAUGUGCAACACACCUUCAUUGCAUGCACUUUGAGGAAGAGAUUAGAUGGAGAUCAUGAUCGGUAUCAUAUAGAGGGAUUAAUGGAAUCUCCAUCAGCAGACGAAGAUGGAGACUGCUUUUCUCCAUUAUUGCUGAAUGCUACCUCUGUCAAUAUAGAGGUCUAUUACAACAAAGCUGUCAACUAUACACUGAUGGUUACCUUUGUGUCUUUUCUCCAAGUUCUUUUACUGAUUAGACAAAUGGAGCAUAGCAAUACCCAAUCUGGAGCUGCCAAAGUUUCUAUAUUAAUGAUUGGUCAACAGGCUAUUAUGGAUGCUUAUUUCUGUCUUCUACAUCUGACAGCUGGAAUACUAGUAGAAUCCCUGUUUAAUGCUUUUGCAACUGCUGCCUUCUUCAAGUUUGUUGUGUUCUCUAUAUUUGAGAUGCGUUAUCUCUUGGCAAUAUGGAAGGCAAGUAGACCGGCAAACAGUGGCGAAGGCUGGGAAGCCAUGAGACGUGAACUAUCACUACUGUACAGCCGAUUUUAUGGUAUAUUGUUGGGAGGCAUUCUGAUUAUGUACGAAUUCCAUAAUUUUCUGCGAGUUAUCCUUCUGCUUAUGUAUUCUUUUUGGAUACCUCAAAUUGUUACCAACGUCAUUCGUGAUUCAAGAAAACCACUUCACCCACAUUACAUCUUAGGCAUGACCAUUACUCGAUUAGCAAUUCCAUUGUAUGUAUUUGGCUGCCCUAACAACUUUAUGCGAAUUGGGCCUGAUAAGAACUGGUGUAUAUGCUUGUGCUCAUUCAUGGGGCUUCAGGCUCUGGUCCUUCUACUUCAACACUACCUUGGUUCACGAUGUUUUAUACCCCGUCAGAUCCUACCUGAGAAGUACAGUUACUAUAGACGUUUCAGUCAAGAUACAAAUCGUACCACUGAUUGUGUCAUUUGCAUGACUGCCAUUGAUCUCUCUGAGCACUCUAAUGACUGCAUGGUGACCCCUUGUGAUCAUUUCUUCCAUUCUGGAUGUUUACAGAGGUGGAUGGACAUAAAAAUGGAAUGUCCAACAUGUCGUCGAUCCUUACCGCCUGCUUAAAAACAUAAUUCCACUUAGUUGUAGAACAGACCCAAGUAAUUUGCCACGGGCUUUACAGAAACAAAGCAAUUCAUGUUUCCAGAUGUGUUGGGGGUGACAACUUUAUUUUUUAAGUCGACCUGACAAAAGGAUGGUGAGAGAAACAAUUGUCAUUUAACAGUAAUAGAGCAGGGCUUAUAGCCCAAGUAUUAUUCAUGUAUAUUAAUUUUUGUAUAUUAUUUACACUACAGGUUUUCGGAAAAAUAGAAUACAUGUUAAAUGUAGUUUUGUUAAUGAAUGAAACUAAUGAUAGAUGUGUAUAAAUUUUGCAAAAUAAUUUGCAGUAUUAUAUUAUUCUUGGUAUCACCUCAAAUCCCAAUGGUUAUGAGUAGUCGACUACAUUUAAGCUA
This is a messenger RNA of Chenopodium quinoa (quinoa), 2644 nucleotides long. Its product is annotated as transmembrane E3 ubiquitin-protein ligase 1-like. NCBI's taxonomy places the organism in Eukaryota, Viridiplantae, Streptophyta, Magnoliopsida, Caryophyllales, Amaranthaceae. The transcript is spliced from 16 exons. The coding region runs from base 495 to 2255 and encodes 586 amino acids. The record is from RefSeq and is a predicted model, not a curated record. Gene Ontology annotation, molecular function: zinc ion binding.